Centrocercus urophasianus (Greater sage-grouse) is the source of this 1186-nucleotide messenger RNA. It is a transcript of the gene ATOH8, whose product is annotated as atonal bHLH transcription factor 8. Lineage: Eukaryota; Metazoa; Chordata; Aves; Galliformes; Phasianidae. The transcript is spliced from 4 exons. Gene Ontology annotation, molecular function: protein dimerization activity. The record is from RefSeq and is a predicted model, not a curated record. The coding region runs from base 1 to 591 and encodes 196 amino acids.
AUGCGGAGCACGCCGCUGGCCGAGGGCGAGCCCUGGCCUCGCCUCUGUCCCGCCGCCGAGCUCGGGGGGCUGCGGCGGCUGAGACGCAAACACGGCUGCAAAAGUUUCCGCGUGGAGCUCAAAGUGCUGAGCGGGCGGCGGUCGGGGCUCCGCGCACCCCCCGCUCCUCCGCCGCCUCCCCCGGCUCCGCCGCCCGCUUGGGAACCGCGCGGAACCGCUGCGCUCGGAGCCGCCGCCACCCCCCGAGCUCGGCCGCGGGACAGAGAAGGGCACAGAGAAGGCAGCGCAAACGAAAAAGCCCUUGAGAGCAUCACCGCGGCUCGCUAUGUGCUCCAUGCAGCAGCACGUGUUCCCUGCUAUUCUUAUGGUCAAAAGUUGUCCAAACUGGCCAUCUUGAGAAUAGCCUGUAACUAUAUCCUUUCCCUGGCCAGACUAGCAGACCUGGAUUACAGCGCUGACCACAGUAACAUGAGCUUCUCUGAAUGCGUGGAGCAGUGCACUAGGACCUUACAAGCAGAAGGAAGAUCUAAAAAAAGGAAGGAGGAUUUAGGAGCCCACGUGAUGAAGGCAGUUUGGCCAACUGCGAUGUGACCUCAUGAAAGAGUGAGCCCAAAGGAUUUUACUGUGUUUUGAAGUAUGCUAAUGAUUGUUUGUGGGAUAUUCACAGGGCUUAUUUUAAUGUCAGAGGGGGUUUAGAUGAGGUUUUUCCUGUCUCAAAGUGCUGCACAUUGAAGUUGUGCUUUUUACGAUGGCAGCAGUAAACCUGUACCAGUUACUCACAUACACCUGCCUCUACCUCUCCUGUGGGCUGAGGAGCUGUUUCUGUGGAAAUAAAUGUGAUAACCACAAUAGCAAAAGAGGUCCCACAGGUGUGGGCCACACCAGCUCUUUUGCUUCCCUUUUGUAAUUCUGAGAUUGACUUCGGAUUCUGAAAAUGGAUCCAGAGGUCUUUUCCAAAGCAGGUAUUUGCCAACAUGUCUCAUUUUGUUCCUUUUCCUUCCCAAACUUUACUUGUUCCCUCUCUCUCUUCCAGCACUCUAGGGACUCUGCCCACCUAGCUGUCGAUUCCCAACAAGCCAAACUCCAGAACAGUUGCACUGUGGGUUAAUGGCCCCAAUCAGGGCCAUUUGUGUGAGGAGCCACCAGAACAGCACAUGUUCACAGUUCUGAUGCUGCAUCUUUCUCU